AUGUACGAAUUCCUCGGUGCAGUCACAGCACGCUCUGCCAUGAUAGAAGGUGCUGCCAAUCAGAUUUCUACCGUCUCUGCGUGUAUUGGCUUGCUCAUUAUGCAGGGUGUUGCUUGGUAUACUAGCGAAGACAUUGAACUCUAUGCUGUCGUUUUGAUCAAAUUUGCUGCUGCUUGGGUUGUUGUUGGGAUUGCUCUUGGAGUUGUUGUUGCCAUCAUGUCCAUGUUUCGUUUUCAAGCUGAUUGGAAUCCUCGUACUCGUGCAUGGCCUAGUGGUCCUAAGCUGCCUGCCUUUUUCAUGGCUUUCCGUGAAGUAUUUUCUGCAUUGGCAUCAUUAUUUAUCCCCAUGACGGAUGCUACAGACCAUAUCUUAAGGUAUGGUCUCGGGUAUGGACGGUUCGCUAUAUCAAUCACAGUAUUGCUGGUCGUUACAACUAUCGCAUACAUGUAUUUAGAUGCCCAAGCUGCUAUUGCUCCUCCUGCCGGUGGCCAGCGUAAAAAGAAAAAGGCUCAAUGA
Messenger RNA from Batrachochytrium dendrobatidis JAM81, 516 nucleotides. RefSeq lists its product as uncharacterized. Bases 1 to 516 code for a protein of 171 amino acids. The record is from RefSeq and is a predicted model, not a curated record. The transcript has a single exon. Lineage: Eukaryota; Fungi; Chytridiomycota; Chytridiomycetes; Rhizophydiales.